AUGUGGCGGGUCGACAAGACAGGAGGUUUCUGGGGGCUCGAUGAUGGAGAGGGUGCAGUCAGCGAGGCUCCUGCAGAGGUGCAGGUGGACUCACGCAAGCUGCCAUUGGUGGAAGGUCCAGAUGGCGAGCGGGUUUUCCGAUUCUAUUGGCUGGACGCUUUCGAAGACCCUUACAUUCAACCUGGCGUGGUAUACCUGUUUGGGAAGGUGUGGAUAGAGUCGGCCCAGACUCAUACAAGCUGCUGCGUCUCGAUCAGGAACCUAGAACGCACCAUGUACAUCCUGCCACGUGAAUAUAAAGUAAACCCCAAGACGGGGGAGGUGUCUGAUACGCCCGUUGGAAUGAUGGACAUCUACCAGGAGUUCAGUGAACUUUCUGACAAGUUCAAGAUCAUGAAGUUCAAGUCCAAGAAAGUGGAGAAAAACUAUGCCUUUGAAAUUCCUGACGUGCCCACGCAAAGCGAGUACCUGGAAGUCCGCUAUUCAGCCGAGUUCCCUGCUCUGCCGCCUGACCUUAAGGGGGCAACAUUUUCCCACAUUUUUGGAACCAACACUUCCAGCUUGGAACAGUUCCUCCUCAGUCGGAAGAUAAAAGGGCCGUGCUGGCUGGACGUGAAGACACCACAGCUGCUCAGUCAGGCUGUCAGCUGGUGCAAAGUCGAGGCUCUUGUCCCGAAGAGUGAUCUGGUCACCGUGGUGAAAGACUUGGCACCGCCACCCGUCACGGUGAUGUCUAUCAGCCUCAAGACAGUCCAGAACCCCAAGACUCAUCACAAUGAGAUCGUGUCCCUGGCAGCACUUGUCCACCAUCGCUUCCACAUGGACAAACCUCCUCCUCAGCCGCCUUAUCAAACUCAUUUUUGUGUGGUGACUAAACCUUCUGACUGUAUCUUCCCUUACGAUUUCAAGGAUGCACUGAGAAAGAAGAAUGCUAAAGUGGAGAUAGCCACGACGGAAAGAACUCUACUUGGCUUCUUCCUGGCCAAGAUGCAGAAAAUUGAUCCUGAUGUACUUGUGGGCCAUGACAUUUUUGGCUUUGACCUUGAAGUGCUUCUGCAAAGAAUUAACUACUGCAAAGUUCCGCACUGGUCCAAGAUAGGACGACUCAGGAGGGCUAACAUGCCUAAAUUAGGGGGCCGAGGCGCCUUUGCAGAGAAGAGCGCCACCUGUGGCCGUCUCGUGUGCGACACAGAGAUCUCUGCAAAGGAGUUGAUUCGCUGCAAGAGUUACCAUCUGACUGAGUUGGCCGCGCAGGUGCUGAAGACAGAGCGAGUCACCGUCCCAGAAGAGAGCAUCCGAAAUCUUUACAGUGAUUCUCCUCGUCUGCUCUACCUGCUGGAGCUGACGUGGACCGACGCCAAGCUGAUCCUCCAAAUGAUGUGCGAGCUCAACGUGCUGCCACUCGCCCUGCAGAUCACCAACAUUGCCGGCAACAUCAUGUCUCGUACUCUGAUGGGCGGUCGGGCCGAAAGAAACGAGUACCUGUUACUUCACGCCUUCCAUGACAAGAACUACAUCGUGCCGGACAAACCGUCCUUUAGGAAAAUUCAGAUGGACACGCAUGAAGGAGAUGAUGAUGUCGAUACUGGCAAAGGGAAGCGUAAGAAGAAGGCUGCCUAUGCAGGAGGGCUGGUGCUUGAUCCUAAAGUUGGUUUCUACGACAAGUUUGUGCUGCUGCUCGACUUCAACAGCCUGUAUCCUUCCAUCAUACAAGAGUUUAACAUCUGCUUCACCACCGUGCAACGGGAGGCCUCCAGCAAGCAAAAGAGGAAUCAGGAGGAUGAGCCCGAAGAGAUCCCAGAGAUUCCAGAUAGUGACCUGGAAAUGGGAAUCUUGCCCAAAGAGAUCAGGAAGCUGGUAGAACGACGCAAGAAUGUUAAACAGCUAAUGAAACAACAGGACAUCAACUCGGACCUUUACCUGCAGUAUGACAUCCGUCAGAAGGCGUUGAAGCUAACGGCCAACAGCAUGUACGGCUGCUUGGGAUUUAGCUACAGUCGCUUUUAUGCCAAACCGCUGGCUGCCCUGGUCACCCACAAGGGCAGGGAGAUUCUGAUGCACACCAAAGACAUGGUCCAAAAGAUGAACCUGGAGGUCAUCUAUGGAGAUACCGACUCCAUUAUGAUAAACACCAACAGCCGGUCUAUGGAGGAAGUCUUCAAGCUGGGCAACAAGGUGAAAGCAGAAGUCAACAAGCUGUACAAACUGCUGGAGAUCGACAUUGAUGGCAUAUUCAAGUCACUUCUGCUGCUGAAAAAGAAGAAAUAUGCAGCUCUGGUGGUGGAGCAGCACGGCGAUGGGCGCUACAGCGUCAAGCAGGAGCUCAAAGGCCUGGACAUAGUUCGGCGAGAUUGGUGUGACCUGGCGAAGGAAUGUGGCAACUAUGUGAUUGGCCAGAUCCUGUCAGACCAGAGUCGCGACAUCAUUGUGGAGAACAUACAGAAACACCUGGCGGAAGUGGGAGAGAGGGUCGCCGGCGGGGCGAUACCUUUCCAACAAUAUGAGAUCAACAAGGCACUGACCAAAGAUCCCCAGGACUACCCAGAUAAGAAGAGUCUGCCCCACGUCCACGUGGCUCUGUGGAUCAACUCCCAGGGUGGGCGCAGGGUCAAAGCUGGUGACACGGUCUCUUAUAUCAUCUGCAAGGAUGGCUCCACGUUGGCAGCCACUCAAAGAGCGUACGCUUUAGAGCAACUCCAGAAGCAAGACGGUCUCAGUCUGGACACGCAGUACUAUCUGGCCCAGCAGAUCCACCCGGUGGUGUCCCGCAUCUGCGAACCUAUUGAGGGCAUCGACGGCGUGCUCAUAGCCACGUGGCUGGGUCUGGAUCCCAGUCAGUUCCGGUCUCAUCAGCUGCACCAAAGAGAGGAGGAUGUGGGCGGCGCUCUCGGAGGGCCGAUCCAGCUGACGGACGAGGAGCACUACAAAGACUGCGAGAGGUUCACUUUCACCUGCCCUCAGUGUGGGAAGGAGAACAUUUAUGAAAGCGUGUUUGAAGGGGCCGGAUCAAAGUUGGAACCCAGCUUUUUGCGCUGCUGCCACGUGCCUUGUGGCGGCUGCCCCAUCGACUACGCUUUUAACAUCAGCAACAAACUGCUUCUCGACAUCCGACGCUACAUCAAGAAAUACUACUCUGGCUGGUUGGUUUGUGAGGACCAGGCUUGCCAGAACAGGACCAGGCGCUUGCCCAUUGCCUUCUCCCGCCACGGACCCAUCUGCCCAAGUUGCAGAAAAGCGACACUCCGGCCCGAGUACUCGGAGAAGGCCCUCUACAACCAGAUCUGCUUCUAUAGGUUCAUCUUGGACUGGGACUAUGCGGUGAACAAAUUACUACAGGGAGAAGAGAAAACUCGCGCUGGCUGGUGGACCAAAGAAAAGGAGGUGUACCGGAAGCUGAAAGAAGUGCUGGAGAAAGCGCUCGCCACCAGUGCCUACUCAGAAAUUAACCUGGCCAAACUCUUCCAAGGCUUCACCUCCCUCAAGUAA
Messenger RNA from Hippocampus comes (tiger tail seahorse), 3486 nucleotides. RefSeq names its product polymerase (DNA directed), alpha 1 (gene pola1). NCBI's taxonomy places the organism in Eukaryota, Metazoa, Chordata, Actinopteri, Syngnathiformes, Syngnathidae. Gene Ontology annotation, cellular component: alpha DNA polymerase:primase complex. The transcript has 29 exons. Gene Ontology annotation, biological process: mitotic DNA replication initiation; lagging strand elongation; leading strand elongation. Gene Ontology annotation, molecular function: DNA replication origin binding; chromatin binding; nucleotide binding. The record is from RefSeq and is a predicted model, not a curated record. Bases 1 to 3486 code for a protein of 1161 amino acids.